Puntigrus tetrazona (Sumatra barb) is the source of this 6440-nucleotide messenger RNA. It is a transcript of the gene gpc3, whose product is annotated as glypican 3. The transcript has 8 exons. The record is from RefSeq and is a predicted model, not a curated record. Bases 610 to 2382 code for a protein of 590 amino acids. Gene Ontology annotation, biological process: regulation of protein localization to membrane; positive regulation of canonical Wnt signaling pathway; cell migration. NCBI's taxonomy places the organism in Eukaryota, Metazoa, Chordata, Actinopteri, Cypriniformes, Cyprinidae. Gene Ontology annotation, cellular component: plasma membrane; cell surface; extracellular region.
CUGACAAAUGAUGCUUCUCGUCUGCUCUACAUAUUCAAAUGCAUUACAAAAUGUAAAUUUGUUAGACACGUAACACAUGCGUUGGAGUGAAUCCAGUCCUCUUCUCCGGCGUUGCACAAUUUCACUUUUUGACCAAUUAAUUUAGCGUAACAUCUGAUUUGAGAUCUGGAAGGAGGGAAAAAAAAGUCCAUUUGAAUUUUGUGUAGUAGCCCAGACUCGAUCUUGGUCUCUGUGCGCAUGAGCGCAGCAGUGCGAGGGAUCCAUAACACGCCUCCCGUCUCCAUAAUCAUAACUUUAAUAUCAUCGAAAGAGUUUACGACCAAACGGGAUUCUUCCGUAAGCGCUUCGUUUGAUUAGAGCCAUGCGCCUUGAGCAGGGAAACGUGACCUUGAUUUGUGGGCAUGAAGUUUGCGUCUGUUAACGAGGUGGAGAUGAAGAGCUCCACAGGACUCUCCUCGCACUCACUCCAGUGAUGCCUCCGUUGAGUCCGCUCACUUCAGGCAGCGCGGAUCGUCCCUGCUCUCUUCGUUCGCGCUCGUAAUCCGAUCUGUCACCGGGAAGCGUUUUUUGCGCCGCGCAUCUCUCUACUUCAGCGCGUCUGGAUCCGUGAUGCCUGGGCUGAAGUUGAACGGAGCGCUGAUUUUGUGCGCCCUGAUGCUGCCGUUCUCUCGGCCGAACGGUCAGGCGCUGGACUGUCGCGAAGUGCGCUCGUCUUUUCAGUUUUUGUACCCGGGGAUGAAAUGGACCCCAGAAACGCCAGUGUCAGGCUCGGAUCUGCAGGUGUGCCAGCCGAAAGGCCUGACCUGCUGUUCUCGCAAAAUGGAGGAGCGCUACUUGCUCAUUGCCAAACAGAAUAUGGAGUCCAGUCUCCAGGCCACCAGCGCUCAGCUCAAAGUCCUCAUCAUUCAGAAUGCCGCCCUCUUUCAAGAGGCUUUUGACAUGGUCCUCCGUCUGGGUCGUAAUUCCACUCUGACUCUGUUAAGAGAGGAGUUUCCUGGUUUGGGGGCUGGAGCCAGCGGAGCCGUCACCCAGUUAUUCCUGGAAAUGUCCCUCUACAUCCUGGGCUCGGACGCUAACGUAAACGACAUGGUCUCCACCUUCUUCUCCCGCCUUUUUCCUUUCACCUACCGCCGUCUGCUUGGAAACGGGGCGUUGACGGGCAUCUCGGAAGAAUGCCUCCGCGGGGCCUGGCGGGGAACCUCUGCAUUCGGGGCGUUUCCCAAGAUGAUGAUGACCAGGCUGUCUCGCUCGCUCCUGGCCACUCGGGUCUUUCUGCAAGCACUGAACCUGGGCAUCGAGGUGGUCAACACCACACAGCACCUGCGUGCGGGCAGGGACUGCGGCCGCUCGCUGCUGAAGCUCUGGUACUGCCCGCACUGUCAAGGUCUGCUGGAGGCCCGGCCGUGCCGCCCGCUGUGCGUCAGCACCAUGGGGGCGUGUCUGGGGGGAGCGGCGGAGGUGCAGCCUCACUGGAGGGCGUACGUGGAGGAACUGGGCUCGCUCGCCGCUGCCAUGAAGGGGGAGCAGGACAUCGAGGCCGUGGUGCUCAGACUGCACGUCAUCAUCAGACAGGCUCUCAAACAAGCCGUGGCGGCCAAAAGCAAAGUCAGCGCACAGGUGAGCGGGAUAUGUGCGCACGCACCCCCGCGGGUGUCUCGUGCCGCGGCGCUGUCGGCAGAACACGCGGCUGUCUCGUCGGUGCCCCACAAUCGUCCCACGGUGAACUUUGACCCCGAUGAGACCCUCUUUGGACGCCGCAGGGAGUUUAUCUCGGGUCUGAGGGGCUUCAGUCAGUUCUACAGCGGCCUCGGAGAAGCUCUGUGCAGCAAAGAGCCGGCGGCGCUCAACAACUCCCUCUGCUGGAACGGACAGGAGAUGACAGACAAGUUUCCUGGACCAGGACUGAAGAAAGCCCAUCCACACGGCUCAGAAUCCAGACAAAAACCACCUGAACCCGUCAUCAGCCAGAUCAUCGACAAACUCAAACACAUCAAUCAGCUUUUGCGGAUGGUGACGUUGCCUGAAAAGCGAUGGAGGGCUCGACCAGGAGGGAGCACUGCGAGGAGGGACCCAGCCGGACGGGGCCAGGCAGACGAGGAUGAAGAGGGUCUAGAAAGCGGGGACUGUGAUGAUGAAGAUGAGUGCACCGGUGUUUCAGGACUUGGGCCGCCUCCGAGACGCAAACGCCUGCGCAUCUUUGCAGACUUGGCGGAUAACUUGGCAAUUGACGACUUAACGCUUCACGAGUUGCUUCUCACUCCCAGACUGGCCACAGAUACCCACGGCGGCGCAUCCGUACCUGGAGCGGCACGGCCGGCACAUGUUCCUGGUGCAACCUUCAUCUUUACCAUCAUCAUCUUAAUAACGCUGGGCCUUCAGUGAUCGCUCCUGUUUGAAGAGAAACACUCCUUAUGCCCGUGUGUACAUACAGCUCCAUGAUUUUGGCCAAGGACAAGAACCUCUCCUCUUCCCAGCCUCAAGUCUUACUAUACGAACCUCAUCUUUUCUAUAUUUUGUGUGGACCUGAGGAUCAGUAACAUCUGAACACUCAGACUAUGAACUCAUUCUUCUACAGCAUGAAGAGCAUUACUUAUACAUACAAGAAUCAUGUUUUCUCCCUCCGAACUCGUAUGCCACACAACAGCCAUGUGUUUUACAUUGAGCAUCGCCUCCCCUCUGCUAUACACAUGCAGUUUUACACAAAGGCCAAAGCCUUCUGGAGGAACAGGAGCUAAAUGGCUUUUGAAAAGACAAAGAGGCUCAGCUUUUGUGAGUGAAUGGGCACACUUAAGGAGAAGGAAGCGUGACUGACAGAGUCUGAGAACACGUACGAUCGCUCUAGUGGCACAGGCUGUCUCUCAUACAGUGAGCAUCUCCUCGGCCACUCAUUUCCUGUGCAGUAAAUGACCCUUGGAGUGGAGGACAUCAAGGCAUCGGCAUGUCGUUGUGAAACCCUCUCCUUACAGGACGACACAGCUGUAGUUCAUUUACAAAAAAAUGCUUUUAAACUGUUUUAUUAGAAUGCUGACUUUCCCUUUUCAGAAAUUGUGGUAUUUUAUAAUCUCUCUUUGAUUUCGUCGCUCAUUAUCUCUCUUCCUUUUUCUUUCGUUUUCUCUAUUCUUGUAUUGUAAUCGUGUGAUUAAAGCGUUCCCUUAAAAGGACACCCACAAAACUUCCUGUUUUUUUCCUCCCUCCUUUCACAGGUCACUGUAGCAUUUGCUUUCAAUGAAAGAUGGCUUGGAUUUGUGCAUCUGUAAGGUUUUCUGUUUCUGGACAUCGUCAUGUACAAAGGGCUAAAGCUGUCAUUUGAGAUCAGAAUUGGAAAACCAGUGUUUACGAAUGGACACUGUUUUCCUUUCAUAACCUGUGACGUAAUUCAUUACUGAUCCCUGUACAGUGCUCAAAGGCAUGUCAUCAUCUGUUACGUGUGUUUUAAACAAACUGAAAGAAUCAGCUUCUUUGUGUUGGACGUCCCCUAACUGGAACGAUACACAAGUUUCCAGACAAUUACCAAUUUCAAAUCAUAAUUUUUUUUUCUGUUGUUGUAUUAUUUCAAAGCACUUAAACUCAAAGUCAUUUUGAAGAUGAAGAGUGUAAUGUAUUUAUUUAUUUAUUGUGUGUUUGUGCCUCCUUUUCCAAGCUUCUCAGAAAACCAUCCAAAUCCAUUUGUACAUUGACUUCCUCAAAGAUUGUAAACACUGGGCUUUUUCAAAACACUGUUUGUUUGAUUGGUCAUGUCAACCUUUGAUUCAACCAGAGACUUGAGUUUGGAUCAAAAACUGUCUGCUUGUUUAAACUGUUUUGGGAACCUGUUUUUUUUUUUUUUUACAAUUCCAUUUUUUGCAACACUAAUGGCAAAAAAAUUACACAUUUCAGCUAGACAAUUUAAAAAUUGACUCGUUCUCAGGCCAUUUUUCAGUGAAUGGGUGCCGUCAGAAUGAGAGUCCAAACUGUUAAAAACAUAUCAAUAUUCCAUAUGACUUCAGUCCAUCAGGUAAAAGUUUUGAAGCAAAAACCUGAUUGUAAGAAACAAAUCCUUCAAUAAGAUGUUCAAUUCUGGUUGAAACACAAGUCCAUAAUCAAUAGUAAUGUUUACUCCAAUGAUAAAGUCUACCCUCUGUUGUUGUCUAACCUUAAAAUGCACCAGUAUAUUUAUUUAGAACUGCUUUGGACUGUUUUGGCUUAUAAAAUGUGUGAAUAUUUUAGCGAUAUUAAAUGUCGUCAUGGAUUUGUUUCUCGCAAACAUGCAGCUUUUAAAGGUACACUCCACUAUUUUGGUAAUAGGCUCAAUAUAAAUAUAUAAAUAUAAUUCCUAGUCCUAUCGGCCUAGAAAAUCGCAACUGUUUAUUCUCCGCCAGUCUUAGUACACAAUAUAACUACAGAAGAGUCAAGUUAUGCUACUGGUCUAAUUGGAUUCAAUAAUCUAUGCUAAGCUAUGCUAAAAGUGCUAUCACUAGACCUGGAGAUUGGCUAAAUGGAUUCAAAAACAGUAAAACUAAACUUAUUAACUGUUGUGGAUUACUUGUAUAUUAUGUUGUUUCUGCUGUUUGAACUCUAAUUUUGAUGGCACCCAUUCACUGCAGAGGAUCCAUUGGUAAGCAAGUGAUGUAAUACAACAUUUCACCAAAACUGUUCCUAUUAAACAAACUGAGGAUGUUCUGAGGAUCAGUCAACAUUUUUGGGGGUGAAUUUGGGGGUGAAUUAUUCCUUUAAUGCAUUACUUUUCCAUAAUAUUUUUUGUAUUACCACUUACGGACACUUGGAUAAACAGAGGGGCAGCACCAAAAUCAAACACGAAUUGUUUGAAGUUUUGCCAAAAACGAAAGUCACAGCUAUUUUUCUCUAGUCAUGUAGCACAGAUUUCCAAAAAAUGUUUUGCCUUUCUAUAGACAGCCACAUUUUAAUUAAAGGCCCAUCUUGCCAGCUGUUAACUAACCCUUUAAAUAUUAAAUAUUGUCUGCUACUAAUACAUUUUUAAAUAUGAAAUGGCUGAAAUUCGAAGUUCAACCAUGUGCUCCCGUUCUGUUGUAAAAUACAUUUUCUUGGGGUUAAGAUUUGUAGCAGAAAUGCUUGCUUUCUUUUUUGGUUUAACAAGACACCCCAGAUUUACUAGUCUUUAUAGUAAGAAUGGUAUUUUCUUAGUGAUUUACACCACACACAUCAUGCCACAUAUGUUAGUCCCAUUUGACUAAGAAAUCUUUUCACACACUGCAGCUCAGUCAAUAUUAUGCUUUUUGCCAGGCUGCAGCUAUGCUUUUAUGUGCUUCUUUAGCAGUAAUGGGAGCUUUUGUGCCCCUCUCCCCAACAGGCCAGUGAUACGCAGAGCUUUUGAUAUGGUUGACUGGUGCACCUUCACUGAUCACUGGCCUCUCUGUAGCUCACCUCACAGCUCUCUUGUUCAUGUACAUUUUGGGGCAACGUCUGGAGGGCUGGAAUUAGCCCCAACUUGAUGAUAACUGAGCCAACGGUGCCCGCUAGGACAUCCAGGCGCUUGGUUAAUGUUUUGUGGCGAUUUCCUAAUUUAAACAUUUGUUUUACUCCAGCUCAGAUUUCUCUGUAAUGCUCUUUUGUCUUCAUUUUCACAGCUGUCCUUCACAUUCACAGCCUAGAUAAUGAGCACUUAACUGUGGGGUUUUAUCCAGAAAAUGUGGUGGUUAUUUUAAUGAGUCACAGGUAGAGGCCAAUUGUGAAGCAAUGGUUGCAGCGAUUGUUUUGCAUCUGUGUAGACUGUGAGCUUCUGUUCAUUUGCGCUUUCGCCGUGUAUAAAAUAAAUACAUUUGAGUUUAAGUGCUUACAAAUAAAAAAUAAAUACCACAAUUUAUUCAAAAAUAGAUUUGGUUAAGAUACUGGAUAUAUACAGUAGUAUGCUUUAUGUAAAAUUGUAAGUAAUAUAAACCCUAGGCUGCAAGGAGGCAUUACACGUUCAGUUUGAAAGAAAAAAAAAAGCAUACCAACUUUUAAAAACAAACUAUGGCUAAAUGAUUGAUAUACAAAAAUCUCGGUUUAAUUGAAACAAAUAGCUUAUUGUCACACAGUAUGCAUUAAAUGAAGGAUGUGCUUCUGCCAGUAAUGGAAUGUGUUGAGUGCCGUAAUUAAACUCUGAAUUCUGCAAUACUGUUUAUACUGGUACUGAUUGCACAGUGGGGGUGCAUUCAGGGGCCAUUUGGCACAUUCGAGUACUUGAGCUUGGCUUGAGUCGUUCAAUAACCAGAGCGCCGGGGGAAGGGGGAUAAAAUGGAGCCCUUCAUUCACGUCAGGGUACAGUUACUCAGACCUUAAAUUAAUGGAGAAACUGUCCUGUCUGUACCUGCUCCUCUGGCUAACCCAGUGUAAAACGGAACGUUCCAAUGCUGUUUAUUCGUGACGACAAAGUACAUGUGUUAUAAUUUUAAAAGUUUCCAUGUAAAUGAUAAUCAAAUAAAACGUUACGGUUGCAGUUA